Messenger RNA from Fragaria vesca subsp. vesca, 2307 nucleotides. Its product is annotated as G-type lectin S-receptor-like serine/threonine-protein kinase At1g11410-like. Lineage: Eukaryota; Viridiplantae; Streptophyta; Magnoliopsida; Rosales; Rosaceae. The record is from RefSeq and is a predicted model, not a curated record. Gene Ontology annotation, molecular function: ATP binding; protein serine/threonine kinase activity. Gene Ontology annotation, biological process: recognition of pollen; protein phosphorylation. The transcript has 6 exons. The coding region runs from base 1 to 2307 and encodes 768 amino acids.
AUGAACUCUGCUGCUGAUUGUUAUAUCAGCUUAUUGCUUACCUUCCUUCUUCUCCAGUGUUCCAACUCCUCUGACAACAUUACUCCAAACAAGCCCAUUACAGACGGCGUUGUUCUCGUCUCGAGCGGGAAAAUCUUUGCACUUGGAUUCUUCAGCCCAGGAAAUUCCAGCAAGCGUUUCGUCGGAGUCUGGUAUAACAAUGUUCCCAACCAAACAGUUGUGUGGGUUGCAAACAGAAACAGACCUCUCAACGAUACCAGUGGACUCCUAGCAGUACAUGGAAACGGAGGGCUUGUCAUCUAUGGAAAGGACCGAGGUACCCCCAUAUGGUCCGCUAAUGUUACUCUAAAUCCACCCGGUAAUUUCUUAGCCAAGAUUUUGGAUACAGGUAAUCUUGUUUUGCAUGAUAAUACGAGCCAAAGUGUUUCGUGGCAAAGCUUUGAUUAUCCCACAAAUACAAUGCUUCCAGGAAUGAAACUUAUGGUGGACCGGCGGUCCGGUUUGAACCGGUUCCUGACAUCUUGGAAGUCUAAAGAUGAUCCGGGCACCGGGAACUGUUCGUACCGGGUUGAUCCAGAUGGCUUGCCGCAGAUGUUUCUUUACAAGGAUGGAGCUCCACGGUGGCGAUCCGAGAUAACUUCUUGGAACAGCAAGACAUGGAAAGAUGUGAUGCGUUACUUCAACAAUCAAGAUGAGGUCUCUCUUAUGUCUGUCGUUAACACCAAUUCCUCAAUCCCACCGAGGACGGUGCUGCAUGAAUCAGGAGUCGUUGAAUGGUAUGCUUGGAAUGAUCUAUUACAACAAUGGACCAAGUACUGGUCUGCCCCAAGUGAUCGGUGUGAUAGCUAUGGACAGUGUGGUUUAAAUGGUAAAUGUGACCCUUACCGUGUUGAAGACAGGGUGGUUACCCUCGGCUGCUCUUGCCUACCCGGGUUCGGACCGAAGUCGCCGACUCACUGGAAAAUGAGAAAUGGCUCGGACGGGUGCAUAAGGGAGACAAGAGAGGCAAACAUGUGUAGGAAUGGGGAAGGGUUUGUGAAGGUGGAAAAUGUGAAAAUACCAAACUCGUCGAGGGCACGCGUGAAUAUGAACGUGAGUUUGAAAGGGUGUGAGCAGGAGUGCUUGAGGAACUGUUCUUGCACGGCGUACUCCGGUGCCGAUGAGAGCAGCGAGGAGAAUGGAUGUGUAACAUGGUAUGGUGACUUGAUGGACACAAGUACUAUUUUGGAUGGUGGUCAAGAUUUAUAUGUCCGAGUUAAUGCAAGUGUCUUAGGGUCAACAUACUUUGCAGAAUCUGAUAAUACAAACUCAGAUUUACCAUUCUUUAAUCUAACAAUCAUCGGAGCCGCGACGAACAAUUUCUCUGUUGAAAACAUGAUUGGAACAGGCGGCUUUGGCUCUGUUUAUAAGGGGACCCUUUCGAAUGGAACGGAAAUAGCAGUAAAACGACUUUCAGAGAAUUCAGGUCAAGGAAUUCAGGAGUUUAAGAAUGAAGUCAUGUUGAUAGCAAAACUCCAACACAGAAAUCUUGUGAGAAUAUUUGGUUGUUGUGUUCAAGAUAAAGAGAAAAUGCUAAUCUAUGAACACUUGCCGAAUAGAAGCUUGGACCUUUUCAUUUUCAAUGAAACCAAUAGAGCACUUUUAGAUUGGACAAAACGUUGUGAGAUUAUUCAUGGGAUUGCUCGAGGACUCUUAUAUAUGCAUCAAGAUUCAAGGUUAAGAAUCAUCCAUAGAGAUCUGAAGGCUAGCAACGUUCUACUGGAUGCUUCGAUGAAUCCGAAGAUUGCAGAUUUUGGUCUGGCGAAAAUAUUUAGGGGAGAUCAAAGUGAAUGUGAAGCAAAUACAAACCGUGUGGUUGGAACAUAUGGUUAUAUGUCACCAGAGUAUGCAAUGGAAGGAAUAUUUUCACUAAAGUCGGAUGUUUAUAGUUUUGGGGUUCUAGUACUGGAAAUCAUUACUGGUCAAAAGAACACUAGGCAGUUCCAUACACAAUAUCAGAACACAAAUCUGGUUAAAUAUGUAUGGAACUUGUGGAAAGAAGGUAAUGUCUUGGAAGUCGUUGAUCCAUUUCUCGGCGUAUCAUACCCUGUCAAUGAAGUUCUCCGAUGUAUCCAAAUCGCCUUCUUGUGCGUGCAAGAGUAUGCUACUGACCGGCCAAACAUGUCAGCGGUUCUUCUAAUGUUGAGUAACGAUGCAGAUCUUCCUUCACCAAAACGACGGACUGCGUAUUCAUUGUUGGAGAUAAGUGAUGACAGUGGAGAAUGGUCAAGCCGUGUAAGAGCUGAUCCCGUAAAUGAACUGAUAUGA